Messenger RNA from Papilio machaon (common yellow swallowtail), 547 nucleotides. It is a transcript of the gene RpLP1, whose product is annotated as 60S acidic ribosomal protein P1. Gene Ontology annotation, biological process: cytoplasmic translation; translational elongation. Gene Ontology annotation, cellular component: ribosome; cytosolic large ribosomal subunit. The record is from RefSeq and is a predicted model, not a curated record. The coding region runs from base 115 to 453 and encodes 112 amino acids. Lineage: Eukaryota; Metazoa; Arthropoda; Insecta; Lepidoptera; Papilionidae. The transcript has 3 exons. Gene Ontology annotation, molecular function: protein kinase activator activity; ribonucleoprotein complex binding; structural constituent of ribosome.
AAUGUGAGUUUGACAGGUGUCGUUCUUUCUAUUUCUCUUUAAAAUCAAGAAAUCAAACGUGCUUGUUCUCUCUGAGCUAAGGCCACUAGGCGACUUGCACUAAAUAAUUAAAAAAUGGCAUCAAAGGCUGAAUUAGCUUGCGUUUACUCCGCUCUCAUCCUAGUAGAUGAUGAUGUUGCUGUAACUGGUGAGAAGAUCUCCACCAUACUGAAAGCUGCCGGCGUGGACGUUGAGCCUUAUUGGCCUGGAUUAUUCGCCAAGGCCUUGGAGGGUGUAAAUGUACGUGACCUGAUCACCAACAUCGGAUCAGGUGUGGGAGCCGCGCCCGCGCCCGGUGGAGCUCCGGCUGCUGCGUCUGCAGCCGCGCCGUCCUCGGAACCCGCAAAGGAAGAGAAGAAGGAGGAAGAACCUGAAGAGUCUGAUGAUGACAUGGGCUUCGGUCUGUUUGACUAAAAAGCUUUACCUUAACACUGUGGUAUUCCAUUGUUAAGCUUCAUGAAGCUUAUUUAGUUAUAAGGAAAUAAACUUUAUAAAGAAAGUAAAACUA